Anneissia japonica is the source of this 2636-nucleotide messenger RNA. RefSeq names its product regulator of G-protein signaling 6-like. The transcript is spliced from 14 exons. Gene Ontology annotation, biological process: regulation of G protein-coupled receptor signaling pathway; intracellular signal transduction; G protein-coupled receptor signaling pathway. The record is from RefSeq and is a predicted model, not a curated record. The coding region runs from base 133 to 1863 and encodes 576 amino acids. NCBI's taxonomy places the organism in Eukaryota, Metazoa, Echinodermata, Crinoidea, Comatulida, Comatulidae.
UCAUGUGUGUCUGGUUGUUUGUGAUACCGCUGUCUUAAAAUAUAGUUUAUCUUGUAUUUUAAAAGUGGAUCUGUCAUAAACUGUUGGGUUGCUGCAAUUUUUGACACAUUAUGCGAUUGUACUUCAAAUAUUAUGGAUUUGGAGCAAGAUUUGUCGCCAAAACCAUUGGUUUAUGCGAAGAUGGAAAAUUUAAUCACAGAAAUGCAGAAUGUUGAGAAUGGAGUUCCAGUUGGAAGUCAGAAGACAUUUCUCUCCAUUGUUCCCAGUGCUUUCACAGGUUAUGAUUUUAUAGAGUGGUUAAUGGAGAGAUUAGAGACGCAAGAUUGUACUGAAUCACUACAUCUUGCUAACCUUCUAUGCCAAUAUGGUUAUGUGUUUCCGGUCCAAGAUCUAAAGACACUGAUAGUCCGUGAUGAUGGCACACUGUAUCGAUUCCAAAGUCCAUACUUCUGGCCAUCACAAAACAGGAACCCAGACAGUACUGAUUAUGCUGUCUAUCUUGCCAAGCGAAAUAUGCGCAAUAAACAGAAACACAGCCUGGAAGAAUAUGAAAGUACUGCCCUAUCAAAGUUGAAACAGAUGCUUAGUCAUAAAUGGGAGUUUGUUUUACUUCAAGCGCAGGAACAAAUUAGAAUUGCAAAGCAGAGGAAGAAAACUGACCGAAUAAUAUUAGACAGUCAAGAGAGGGCAUUCUGGAGGGUUCAUCGUCCCCCUCCUGGACAGAUAAAUUGCCUAGAGAAUGGGAUAAGAGGUGCUUACACAUUGAAGAUAGGGUGCCCACUGCAAAAGAAGAAUACUGUAGAGAGAUAUAGAAAACAGAUUGCAUUUCUAAAUAUGUUACUCUCAAGGUCAAAGAUCAAACUCUCCAAAGCAAUACCAAGUUCAAUUAAGUGGUGUACACAGUACAUGGAUCACGAUCCCCUCAUAUCCGGAGCUCAGCCUAGUAAUCCAUGGAUUACUGAUGACGAAACAAUGUGGAGAUUAAACAAUGUCUUAGUUGAUAUCCCUACGGAGCGCCGUGUGCUGCGUUGGUCAAUCAGUCUAUGCGACCUCCUUCAGGACACCACAGGUCGACACCAUUUUGAACUUUUCUUGAAGAAGGAAUUUAGUCAAGAGAAUAUUAGGUUUUGGAAUGCUUACGAAGAACUUAAGUAUGCUCAACAAUCCAUGGUUGCUGAAAAAGUCAAGGAAAUUUAUGAAGAAUUUCUGGCGCCUGGUGCACCGUGUGAAAUCAACGUGGACCGGCAGACGGUACAGAUGACAAACCAGUCUUUAAAGAAACCAAACAGAUUCGCAUUUGAAGCAGCACAGAAACAUAUAUUCAUACUUAUGAAAAAAGACAGCUACCCACGCUUUCUCAGAUCUGAAGCCUACAAAAACUUACUUGCUAUGUCGUCUAUGUGCAGUGGCAAGAAAAAAUUAUUUGGUCGAUUCCGACCUAAAAUUACUCCUGUGGGAACCAAGCGGCGUGGAAGUAGUGGUAGUACUGAAAGCGAGAGUGAACAAAACGGUGAAAUGCUUAUACAUUCUUUCAGCACGGGAAACCUAGCUGACGGGAACCAUCAAGCCAUGUAUGGUCAGCAUAGGAAAGAAGACCGUGGAAACCUGCCCGAUAUUAGUAGGAAACCAAGUUGGUUUCAUCGUAUGAGCGCCAGUCCUACACCCAAAAAUUCCAAAUCGAUCAGCAGAAAAUCAAGGGUUCAGUCAUUGCAGCCGAUCAAAUUAAACAAAGAAAGCCACAAACCAAAAUAUCCUCUAAACGUGCCUGAUGGAAGUGUUGCGAAUGACGAUCACUUAAAACCCUCGGAGAAGGAAACCAUGCCAAAGCAAAAUUUGAUUGCCCCCUGGGAAGAUGAAGACUAGUAACUCUGUUAUAUCUAUUAUUUGCUAUACCUCAUAAAUAUUCGUAAGGUAAUAAAAAACAUUACAUUGGUCAAUUCCAGCCGGGUAAAAUGUGCGGUAGUAUCAACUACUUCCCAGUAGUAUCAACUACCACACUCCAUGUAUAAGUAAACUGUACAUAAACUGCAUAAUUUUGUCCCUACAAAUCAAAAUGACUAAUGUAGACAGACAGGUUGCUGUUUAAUAUUUAUAAGGUGUAGUAAAACAAAUUCAAUAUGGAUUUAUUUCUGUAAAGCGGUGAAUUCUACUUCCCUCGUUGUUGCAUGAUUAGACUACCUCAGUGGCGUAUAUAGAAGUCUUGAAAUGGAGGUGGUGAUGUGGGGCGCGAUGGUGAAGUGGGUGGGGGGAUCAAUUAUCAGUUGAGGGGUACUAAUUCGGAAAAUAAGGUGAUUUUUUAACACUUUGCCGUGAUUUUUUUUUGGUGGGUGGGGGGAAACUUGGGGAGUGCAAGUAAUUUUUUGAGAGGUGUGUGCCCCUCUGCACAUCCCCCUAGAUACGCCGCUGGACUACCUCCUAACAGGAAGAGUAGAAUUCGCUCCUUCACCUCAAACCAUGUUGGAUUUGUAUAUCUAUUAUAUUUUUUUUUCCAAAGUACUGUGUAUAUUAAUUAUUUUAACAUUUACAAGUGGGCUGUUUUUAUAUACAUGGGUCAUAGAACUCCAUGUGAUUGUGGGUCAUUAAUGGGAAAUGUGCAUUGAUUCGGUUGUAAUUAAAUGUUGUUAGGCCUAGAGCUA